UGCUCAGAGUGUGGGAAGAGGUUUACUAUGCAGAGUAAUCUCCAACGACACCAGCGCAUUCACACAGGAGAGAAGCCAUAUCACUGCUCAGAGUGUGGGAAGAGUUUUACUACGCAGAGUCAUCUUAAACAACACCAGCGUAUUCACACAGGAGAGAAGCCAUAUCACUGCUCAGAGUGUGGGAAGAGUUUUACAAUGCAGAGUCAUCUCAAACAACACCAGCACAUUCACACAGGAGAGAAGCCAUAUCAGUGUUCAGAGUGUGAAAAGAGUUUUACUCAAAGUAGUGACCUUAAAGUACACCAGCGUGUUCACACAGGAGAAAAGCCGUAUCACUGCUCAGAGUGUGGAAAAAGUUUUACUCGACAGAGUAAACUCCAACAACACCAGCGUAUUCACACAGGAGAGAAACCGUAUCACUGCUUGGAGUGUGGGAAGAGUUUUGCUAACAGUAAUGCUCUUAAAGUACACCAGCGUAUUCACACAGGAGAGAAACCAUAUUACUGCUCAGAGUGUGGCAAGAGUUUUACUGAAAGUAAAUCCUUUAAAAUACACCGACGUAUUCACACUGGAGAGAAGCCGUAUCACUGCUCAGAGUGUGGGAAGAGUUUUGCUCAACAGAGUAAACUCCAACAACACCAGCGUAUUCACACAGGAGAGAAACCGUAUCACUGCUUGGAGUGUGAAAAGAGUUUUGCUUACAGUAAUGCUCUUAAAGUACACCAGCGUAUUCACACAGGAGAGAAACCAUAUCACUGCUCAGAGUGUGGAAAGAGUUUUGCUCAACAGGGUAACCUUCAAAACCACCAGCGUAUUCACACAGGAGAGAAACCGUAUUACUGCUCAAAGUGUGGAAAGAUUUUUGCUCAUGAAAAUAGUCUCAAACGGCAUCAGCGU
Molecule: messenger RNA, 897 nt
Organism: Trichomycterus rosablanca
Lineage: Eukaryota; Metazoa; Chordata; Actinopteri; Siluriformes; Trichomycteridae
Product: zinc finger protein 436-like
Exons: 1
Biological process (GO): regulation of transcription by RNA polymerase II
Cellular component (GO): nucleoplasm
Molecular function (GO): RNA polymerase II cis-regulatory region sequence-specific DNA binding; DNA-binding transcription repressor activity, RNA polymerase II-specific
Source: RefSeq, a predicted model, not a curated record